AUGUUUAAAUUACUGAAGCAUUUUGAGCGCUAUCGCUUCGUUUGGUCUUCCUCUCGAGAAACGGAAAUCGAAGAAUUUCUCAGAAAUUCUCCAAUGGUAUUAGACUAUGAAUCCGCAAUUACUCAAUAUGAAGAAAAGAUGAAAGAAGUGUCAGCCGAGCCGGAUGUGUUUGUUUGCGGUCCACUGGCUAUAUGUACAAGUCAACUCAAAGAUAGCUUAUUGGCUGAAAUCAAAGAAUGGAAGCUUCAAUACGGACGGGAGUGCAGUCGGUUCUAUGGAAAACAGAUGCGUGACAUUAUUGGCCUGAUGGAAAAAUACGAAAAGCCGCUCACUCGUCCGGUAAAGGACUUAGAUGACAUAAGAAUCAUCAUGAAGGUUUUAAGGGAACUACGGGAAGUAGAGGUAGAUGUCGAAUUACGAAUGGGUCCCAUUGAGGAAGCCUACUCCCUACUUGUCAGACAUCAACUUCCAAUCGACCAAGGUGACGCGGAAAAAGCCGACACACUUCGCUACAACUGGAACAAGCUGAUCAAGCAAGCCACUGUGGCACAGGAUCACCUACUUGCGAUUCAGCCGAAAAUGCAUGCAGAACUAUUGUUGAAAGUGACACAAAUGAAGGAGGAUUGCUCGACAUUUUACAACGACUACGAUACAAUGGGACCAAUGGUGUCUGGUAUUUCACCGAGAGAAGCGUCUGACCGAUUGUUUAUUUUUCAAAAUCGCUUUGAUUACCUGUACCGAAGCUUUACUACCUGCGUAGCUGGCGAAGAGUUAUUCGGUCUACCAAAAACCGAAGAUCCCCGAAUUCAUCAAGUAAUGAAAGAACUAAGUUUACUGCAGAAGUUGUACAACUUGUACGACACAGUGCUCAACAAGACCGCUUCCUACAAUGACUACACUUGGGCAGAGGCCAAUAUCGACGCCAUGUCAACUGAACUGCAAGAUCUACAAAGCCGCUGUCUAAGACUACCAAAGGCCUUAAAAGAAUUUCAGGCGUACGAUGAUCUUAAAAAGCAAAUUACCGAUUUCAAUGAUCUUAUGCCCCUUUUGGCAAUGAUGAAGAGCCAAGCUAUGAGGUCUCGACAUUACAAUCAGUUGAAAGAAUUGCUGGGAAAUAAAUUUGAUUUAGAAGCUCCAGGUUUUACUCUGCGCAGUGUGUUGGAUGCUCUACUUCUUACACACAAAGAAGAGAUAGAAGAUAUAUGCAUUUCAGCAACUAAGGAACGUGAUAUUGAAAACAAACUAAAAACCAUUAAACUGGACUGGGCGGCGCAAGAAUUUGAGUUUGCUCAUUUCAAGAGCCGAGGAGAACUGUUGCUUCGUGGCGACCAUACAUUAGAGCUUAUUUCAUUAAUUGAGGAUUCUCUCAUGGUCCUUGGCUCUUUACUGAACAACCGUUAUAACACACCAUUCCGGAAAGAAAUUCAAAACAUGUUAGCUCGCUUAUCUUUAACGCAUGAAAUUAUCGGCCAGUGGUUGGCGGUUCAAAAUCUGUGGCUUUAUUUAGAGGUGGUCUUCAUCGGUGGCGAUAUUGCCCGUCAACUGCCGCGGGAAGCAAAGCGCUUUAGUUCAGUGGAUAAAUCGUGGCAACGUAUAAUGCAAUAUGCACACGAAAUACCCAAUGUCGUGAACUGUUGCUCUGACGACGCUUUACUCGGACAACUUCUUCCGCAUUGUAUGGAACAACUGGAGAUGUGUCAAAAGAGUCUAACGGGGUAUUUAGAAAAGAAGCGCCUAUUGUUUCCGCGGUUCUUCUUCGUAUCUGACCCUUCUUUACUGGAGAUAUUAGGUCAAGCUUCCGAUCCUCAAACGAUCCAAGCUCAUUUGCUUUCCAUCUUCGACAAUAUCAAGACUGUUGAGUUCCACGAGAAGUACCGCGACGUCAUUCUGAAGUGUUACUCUCAGGAAGGUGAGGUUCUUGAGCUAGAUCAACCCGUCAAAGCAGAAGGGCACGUAGAAUUGUGGCUUUCCGUUCUGUUACAACAAGCACGACAGUCCCUGCACAGAGUAAUUCGCGCGGCUCAUGAUGCAACUAUGGGAGAAGAGUUCAAACUGCUGGAUUUUCUCCACAUGUUUCCAGCCCAAGUCGGACUUUUGGGGAUACAGUUCAUUUGGACUCGAGAAGCUACAAACGCUCUGAAAACAUCGAGACAUGAUAGGACCGUUUUGCGCGAAACGGAUGUUUUCUUCUCAAAAAUGCUUACAACGUUUAUUAACCAGACGACAAAGAACUUGACACCGGUUGAGCGCACGAAGUACGAGACCCUGAUAACAAUCCAUUUACAUCAAAAGGAUAUCUUUGCAGAACUAGUAAAAAAUAGAAUCCGAUCUCCGACGGACUUCGAGUGGCUCAAGCAGACUCGCUUCUAUUACUUCCAAGAUGCCGAUAAAUGCGUCGUGUCCAUAACGGAUGUGCAUUUUUGUUAUCAAGACGAAUUCCUCGGUUGCACAGAACGACUGGCAAUCACGCCGUUGACCGACAGGUGUUACAUAACUCUGGCCCAGGCAUUGGGCAUGUCCAUGGGAGGAUCUCCAGUUGGACCGGCGGGAACAGGAAAGACAGAGACCGUAAAAGAUAUGGGCAAGUGUUUGGGAAAGUAUGUUAUCGUGUCGAACUGCUCUGAUCAAAUGGACUUCCGAGGCCUGGGGCGUAUAUUCAAGGGGCUUGCGCAGUCCGGCUCAUGGGGCUGCUUCGAUGAGUUCAACCGCAUUGACCUUCCAGUGCUUUCGGUUGCAGCGCAACAAAUAGCCAUUGUUUUGAACUGUAAGAAGGAGAAGAAGUCGCAGUUUAUGUUCACUGACGGUGACACGGUUGACAUGAAUCCAGAAUUCGGGAUCUUUUUGACGAUGAAUCCAGGUUACACAGGGCGACAAGAGUUACCGGAAAACCUCAAGAUAAACUUCCGGACUGUAGCUAUGAUGGUGCCUGAUCGUCAGAUCAUCAUUCGUGUAAAACUCGCCUCCUGUGGUUUCAACGACAACAGCAUCCUGGCACAGAAAUUUUACACUCUGUACAAAUUGUGUGAAGAGCAACUAAGCAAACAAGUUCACUACGACUUUGGGCUGCGGAACAUACUCUCCGUCCUUCGCACAUUGGGGGCGGUCAAAAGAACAAACGUGAACGAUACUGAGUUCGUCACAGUUAUGCGUGUACUACGUGACAUGAAUCUGAGCAAACUUGUCGGAGCAGAUGAAUCACUGUUCAUGUCUCUUCUGAACGAUCUAUUCCCUCGAAUAACAUUAGACAGAGGCGGAUACCCUGCGUUGGAGUCGGCUAUUGUUCAUCACAUAGCUGAGGCUAACCUCAUCAACCAUCCGCCUUGGGUGUUGAAAGUGAUUCAGUUGUACGAAACACAGCGCGUCAGACACGGAAUGAUGGUACUCGGACCGACUGGAACUGGUAAAACCUGUUGUAUCCAGAUUUUGUUGAAGGCAAUGUCGCAAUGCUUUGAGCCCCAUCGGGAAGUGCGGAUGAAUCCUAAAGCCAUUACUUCGGCACAGAUGUUCGGCAAGUUGGACGUGGCUACAAACGACUGGACGGAUGGAAUAUUUUCCACUUUGUGGCGCAAGACGUCCAAAAUAAAGAAGAGCGAACAUAUUUGGAUGGUUUUAGAUGGUCCGGUCGAUGCUUUGUGGAUUGAGAACCUCAACUCCGUACUGGACGACAGCAAGCUACUCACACUUGCGAACGGCGAUCGUAUACCAAUGGUGCCCAACUGCAAGAUUAUUUUUGAAGUAGACAAUAUUGACAACGCAACUCCUGCAACUGUUUCACGAAACGGUAUGGUUUACAUCAGUACAUCUGCUCUAGACUGGGAUCCAAUACUCAAGGGUUGGUUACUAACGCGCUCGAAAGGAGAAGCGGAACAAUUGUUUAGACUUUUCUCUUGCACGUUCCCAAUGUUGUAUCAGUAUGCCGACAGGCACCUGAGUUUUAAAAUGAAAACUUUGCAGACGCUCAUUAUCCGUCAGGCAUGCAACGUUCUCUCUGGCAUCAUACCUACGAAAGAGGAGAAGGAACCAUCCGCUCUGCUGGGAAUUCAUCUGGAGCGCCUCUAUGUUUUCUCACUUCUAUGGAGCAUCGGAGCUCUACUUGAAGCAGACGAUCGCUCUAGAUUGGAGGCGUAUAUUAGACAAGAAGAAACAUUCAAGUUAGAUAUGCCACCAGUAACGGAGUCCAAAGAUUCUUCGUUCGAUUUUCUUGUCUCCGAAGCUGGUGACUGGAUUCACUGGUCUGAGCGGGUGGGAAAUUUUGUGUAUCCACACAAAGACGUACUUGACACUACCAACCUCCUAGUACCGAACGUGGAUAACGUACGCAUUGAAUAUCUCAUCUGUGUGAUCUCCAAACAGGCGAAGUCGGUUAUGCUAAUUGGCGAGCAGGGUACGGCGAAAACCGUAAUCAUGAACAAUUUCCUAAGCCGUUACGAUCCAGAACGCCAUGCGACCAAAACUAUGAACUUCUCUAGUGUGACAACUCCUGGUCUUAUUCAGUUCACUAUCGAAAGUUUUAUGGAUAAACGUGUUGGUAACACAUUCGGGCCUCCCGGUGGGCGUAAGAUGACCAUUUUCAUCGACGAUAUCAAUAUGCCGGAAGUGAACGAAUGGGGUGAACAGGUUUCCAACGAAAUUACCAGGCAGCUGAUUGAAAUGGAAGGGUUUUACAGUUUGCAAAAGCCGGGUGAAUUUACGAAGAUUGUGGAUUUGCAAUUUCUAGCCGCAAUGAAUCAUCCUGGUGCUGGACGGAACGACAUCCCAGAGCGGCUGAAAAGGCAUUUUUCCAUUUUCAACUGCACGCUGCCUAAUGAUAGUUCAAUAGACAAAAUUUUCGGUACAAUAGCUCUGGGACAUUUUGGUCCCAGUAAAGGUUUCAGUGAUUCGGUUGGGCAGAUGAUCGAAAACUUGGUGCCGAUGACCAGAAGAGUUUUGCAACUUACAAAAGGCAAAAUGCUGCCAACACCGUCGAAAUUUCACUACAUCUUUAACCUAAGAGAUUUGCAUCGUGUAUGGCAAGGGAUGACCACUGUGACUGUUGAGGUUGUCAAUUCUGACGAACGACUUCUGCUACUGUGGAGACAUGAAUGCACCCGAGUGUUUGCAGAUCGGUUUACAGCAGCGGAAGAUCAUGCGUGGUUCAAUUCCAUGUUGUGUCGUGUCGUGAGUGAACAAGUCGGCACCCAAUACGUGCAUUUGUUUGAGUCCAGUCCUCCGUAUUUCGUGAACUUCCUUCGAAGCCCACCUGAGCCAACUGGCGAUGAACCUGAGGAUGAAGUAUUGGAAGCACCAAGGAUAUACGAGCCGAUAGCCUCUUUCGAACAACUCAGGGAUCGCGUUGGUGAUCUCAUGCGACAAUACAACGAGACUGUCCGUGGCUCUAAAAUGGAUCUAGUUCUCUUUGAAGAUGCACUGGCGCAGAUUGUGCGCAUUUCACGCAUCCUAUACUUGCCUAAAGGAAAUGCACUUCUUGUCGGUGUUGGAGGCUCUGGCAAGCAGUCAUUAACCAAACUUACCUCGUUUAUUGUGGGUUAUCAGACACACCAAAUCACACUAACGAGGUCGUAUAACGUAACUAACCUCCUAGAUGACUUGAAAAUUCUUUAUCAGACUGCUGGACUGAAAGGAAAAGGGAUCAGUUUUUUGGUUAGUGAACAAGAUAUAAAGGAAGAGACUUUCUUGGAAUACCUCAACAGCAUUCUCUCCUCUGGAACUGUAGCCAAUCUUUUCACACGUGAAGAAAUGGAGGAGUUCUGCCAAGAACUAAUUCCAACGAUGAAGAAAGAAUUCCCGAGACUUAACCCCAGCAACGAAACUCUUCAGGAAUACUUUUACAGCCGGACGCGUAAAUAUCUGCACAUAGUCUUAUGCUUCUCCCCUGUGGGUGAGAAAUUCCGUCAGAGGGCACUGAAAUUUCCUGGGUUGUUUUCCGGAUGCACAAUUAUUUGGUUCCAUCAGUGGCCACGAGAAGCAUUGGUCUCUGUCGCGGAUCAUCAUCUGAGUGGUUUGCAAAUGAGCUGCUUAGCUUCCACCAAGGCAGAAAUCAUUCAUACCAUGAGUGCCAUCCAUGACGAGGUUGCCAAAACUUGUGCAGAUUAUUUUCGGAGGUACCGUCGCCAAACAUACGUGACACCUAAAUCUUACCUGUCGUUUUUAUCGAGCUACAAGACUGUUUACAUGCAACAGUACAACCAUUUCGCAGAGCAGGCUGAGCGAAUGUCCGGUGGCUUGAGGAAACUAACAGAUGCUCAGGAAAAUAUAGCUGAACUGAGCAAGGAGCUAGCUAUUAAGGAGAAAGAACUGGAAGUUGCGAAACAGGAAGCUGAGGAAGUGUUGCGUGACGUCACUCUCCGACAACAGGCUUCCACGGAUGUUCGCAAUAAAGUACAAUCUGUCAAAGACAAAGCCCAGGUCAUUGUGGAUGAAAUUGACCGUGAAAGGACAGUAUCGGAGGCCAAACUGGAGGCAGCCAAGCCAGCGUUGCUUGAGGCUGAAGAGGCACUAAACACAAUCAGACCAGCGGAUAUCGCAACCGUGAGAAGGCUGGGGAAGCCACCAAAUUUAAUUAUGAGGAUAAUGGAUUGUGUUCUGCUGCUAUUUCAGCGACGUUUGGAACCAUAUCAAGCUGAUAUGGAGCGCCUUUGCCCAAAACCAAGUUGGGCAGAGUCAUUAAAGUUGAUGACGAACACCGGAUUUCUCUCUAUGUUAGUGUCAUUUCCGAAGGAUUCAAUUAACGAAGAAACGGUCGAACUGUUGGCUCCCUACUUAACGAUGGAAGAUUACACACUUGACAUGGCAAAGAAAGUUUGCGGAAAUGUCGGGGGAUUGUUAUCCUGGACCAAAGCCAUGGCUUAUUUCUAUUCCAUAAAUAAAGAAGUACUCCCUAUGAAGGACAAUUUAAUCAAGCAAGAAGCCAGCCUCAUGAAGGCUAUGAGUGAUCUGCAAGCUGCACAAAGUUCACUUGAGGAAAAGGAGCAUGAGCUUGCCAGAGUACAAGCAAUUUACGAUGAUUCGAUGCGCCGAAAGAAGGCCCUGAUGGAUGAUGCGGAACAGUGCCGAAGAAGAAUGAUGGCUGCGUCCACUUUGAUCGAUAGUUUGGGAGAUGAACGAAUUCGGUGGACGGAACAAAGUGAACGGUUUAAAGAUCAUAUUGAGAGCCUUUCCGGAGAUGUACUGGUAGCAACCGCUUUCUUGUCGUACUGCGGCCCAUUUAACCAAGAAUACCGUCUGGCUCUGAUCAACUCGUGGCAAAUGGAAAUAACGAGGAGGAAAGUUCCUGGCUCAACCGUUGUGAAUCUGAUCGCCACACUGACUGAUCAAACUCAGCUGGAACAGUGGAACCUUGAAGGACUACCAACAGACGAACUGUCCAUCCAGAAUGGCAUAAUUGUUGAUAAAGCCGGCCGAUAUCCUUUGUUGAUCGAUCCUCAAGGUCAAGGGACGGCCUGGAUCAAAAACCGAGAAAAGUCAAAUGAUAUGCUUGUGACGACUUUGUGGAAUAAGUACUUUCGGCAGCACUUGGAAGAUGCGUUGUCCCAAGGCCGACCAUUGUUGAUAGAGGAUGUGCAUGAGGACUUGGACCCCACAUUGGACAACGUGUUAGAGAAAAAUCUCAUUAAGCAAGGAUCUAUGUUGAAGGUCAAAGUUGGUGAUAAAGAAGUAGAUGUUGCACCUGGGUUCAAGCUGUACCUUACCACCAAGCUGGCCAAUCCCAUGUACGCUCCAGAGAUAUCGGCACGAACUUCCGUGAUAGAUUUCACAGUUACAAUGAAAGGUCUGGAAGACCAACUGCUCGGAAGAGUGAUUCUAAGCGAACGAUACGAGUUGGAAUCCCAGCGAGUGAGACUGAUGGAAGACGCACAAUCGAAUAAAACCAAGAUAAAACAACUGGAAGAUGGUCUUCUUCUAAGGCUAGCUAGUGUGGAAGGCUCAGUUGUAGACGAUGCUGAUCUGCUUACGGUAUUAAACACAACCAAGUCAACUGCAGCCGAGGUGACACGUAAGUUGGAAAUCGCCUCGCAGACGGAAUUGCAGAUCAAUGCCGCCAGGGAAGAAUAUCGCCCUAUUGCCAUGCGUGGAUCAGUCAUCUAUUUUUUAAUCGUAGAGAUGAGUCUCGUGAAUUGUAUGUACCAGACUUCGCUUGGUCAAUUUUUACACCUCUUCGAUUCGGCGCUUGAAAAAGCCGAUAAAUCUCCGAUGACUUCGAAGCGGAUCGUGUAUGUGGUUGAAUACCUCACCUACAGUAUAUGGCGAUACAUUAUUCGGGGGUUGUAUGAGGUCGACAAGCCUACAUUCUCACUGCUCCUGGCACUCAAAAUUGAUCUUCAGGCGGGACGGAUCCGGAACGAAGAAUUCCAGUGGCUAAUUAAGGGUGGUUCAACGCUGGACAUAACAACAGUGACACCAAAGCCAUUCAAGUGGAUCACGGAUAUGACUUGGCUAAAUCUUGUAUCCUUAUCGAACAUACAUCAAUUUUCCGGUAUAUUAAAUCAUGUCACGAACAACGAGCGGGCCUGGCGUUCUUGGUUUGACAAACUGACGCCUGAGAUGGAGCCACUUCCGAGCGGCUUUCAAAGCUCCAUGGAUGCCUUCCGGCAGCUACUCCUCAUACGUGCCUGGUGCCCUGAUCGAAUUACGCAACAGGCAGAAACGUACAUCAGUGCGACGCUCGGGGCAAGGUUUACCGAAGGUCUCGUGAUGGAAGUCGAGGAGGUGUUCGACGAGUCCGUCCCACAUUGGCCAUUAGUUGGAUUGCUCAGUAUGGGAUCGGAUCCAACAAUGCGGAUUAAACUCUUGGCCAAAAGGCACAGGGUAAGUUGUUAUUAG
Dicrocoelium dendriticum is the source of this 8820-nucleotide messenger RNA. The record is from the annotation of a GenBank genome assembly. NCBI's taxonomy places the organism in Eukaryota, Metazoa, Platyhelminthes, Trematoda, Plagiorchiida, Dicrocoeliidae.